Molecule: messenger RNA, 2500 nt
Organism: Frieseomelitta varia
Lineage: Eukaryota; Metazoa; Arthropoda; Insecta; Hymenoptera; Apidae
Product: heat shock protein 83
Exons: 2
Coding region: 152-2302 (716 amino acids)
Biological process (GO): cellular response to heat; protein folding; protein stabilization
Cellular component (GO): cytosol; protein-containing complex; perinuclear region of cytoplasm
Molecular function (GO): disordered domain specific binding; ATP-dependent protein folding chaperone; ATP hydrolysis activity
Source: RefSeq, a predicted model, not a curated record
UAUAAAGAGAAACCUAGACGUCGCACGAGUCCAUUUAUUGAACUGCCAGGUGUUCGAUAGUGUGUUUGUUCAUUUCUGUGUUUUAACUCUGUGUGUUUUAAUAUUUGACUGAAUCUCAAGAUAUAAUUUUAAAUCGAUUGGUUAAAAAAAGAUGUCAAUGGAAAUGGAAACAAAAGGAGAAGACGUGGAAACUUUUGCCUUCCAGGCAGAAAUUGCUCAACUUAUGUCACUGAUUAUUAAUACUUUCUAUUCUAAUAAGGAAAUUUUUCUGAGAGAAUUGAUUUCAAAUUCUAGUGAUGCUCUUGAUAAGAUACGUUACGAGUCUUUGACAGACCCAUCUAAGCUUGAUAAUGGCAAAGAAUUAUUUAUAAAAAUUAUUCCAAAUAAGAAUGAUGGUACUUUAACCAUUAUUGAUACUGGUAUUGGUAUGACAAAAGCUGACUUGAUAAAUAAUCUUGGUACAAUUGCCAAGUCUGGCACUAAAGCUUUUAUGGAAGCACUUCAAGCUGGUGCAGACAUAUCCAUGAUUGGGCAGUUUGGUGUAGGCUUUUACUCUGCCUAUUUAAUAGCAGAUAAAGUUACUGUUGUUUCCAAGCACAACGAUGAUGAACAAUAUCUGUGGGCAUCUAGUGCUGGUGGUUCAUUUACUGUUAGACACGAUACUGGAGAACCAUUGGGACGAGGAACAAAGAUUGUUCUACAUGUAAAAGAAGAUCAAACGGAAUACUUAGAAGAGAGUAAAAUUAAGGAAAUUGUAAAAAAACAUUCUCAGUUCAUUGGUUAUCCAAUUAAAUUAGUAGUACAGAAGGAGCGUGAAAAAGAACUGAGCGAGGAUGAAGCUGAAGAAGAAGAAAAAAAGGAAGAAAAUGAUGGAAAACCAAAGGUUGAGGAUGUAGAUGAAACUGAAGAGACAACAGAAGAAGAGAAGAAAAAGAAAAAGAAGACCAUCAAGGAAAAAUAUACAGAAGAUGAAGAACUGAACAAAACAAAACCAAUUUGGACUAGGAAUUCUGAUGAUAUAACACAAGAAGAGUACGGUGAAUUUUACAAAUCAUUGACAAAUGAUUGGGAAGAUCAUUUGGCUGUUAAACACUUUUCUGUAGAAGGUCAAUUAGAAUUUAGAGCAUUACUUUUUGUACCAAGGCGUAUGCCAUUUGACUUAUUUGAAAAUAAGAAGAGAAAAAAUAAUAUUAAACUGUAUGUAAGAAGAGUCUUCAUUAUGGACAACUGUGAACAGUUGAUUCCAGAAUACUUGAAUUUUAUGAAAGGAGUAGUUGAUAGCGAAGAUCUUCCUUUAAACAUCUCUCGCGAGAUGCUUCAACAAAAUAAAAUCUUAAAGGUUAUUCGUAAAAACCUUGUUAAGAAAUGCAUAGAAUUGUUUGAAGAACUCACAGAAGACAAAGAUAAUUAUAAGAAAUUCUAUGAACAAUUUAGCAAAAACAUUAAAUUAGGUAUUCAUGAGGAUAGUUCUAAUCGUGGUAAACUGUCAGAUCUCUUGAGGUAUCACACUUCAUCUUCUGGAGAUGAAGUUUGCUCUCUUAAAGAUUACGUAGGCAGAAUGAAAGAGAAUCAAAAACACAUUUACUUUAUUACUGGAGAGAGUAAAGAACAAGUUGCGAACAGUUCUUUUGUUGAACGUGUCAAAAAACGUGGUUUUGAAGUAGUUUAUAUGACAGAACCAAUUGAUGAAUAUGUAGUACAACAAAUGAAAGAAUUUGAUGGAAAACAGUUGGUAUCCGUAACCAAAGAAGGAUUAGAGCUUCCUGAGGAUGAAGAAGAGAAGAAGAAGAGAGAAGAGGACAAAGCAAAAUAUGAAAACUUAUGUAAAAUAAUGAAAAACAUUCUUGAUAACAAAGUAGAAAAAGUUGUGGUGUCAAACAGACUGGUUGAUUCUCCUUGCUGCAUAGUUACUUCGCAGUAUGGCUGGACUGCCAAUAUGGAGAGGAUUAUGAAAGCUCAAGCUCUUAGGGAUACGUCUACUAUGGGAUACAUGGCAGCAAAGAAACACCUUGAAAUAAAUCCUGAUCAUGCUAUUAUUGAUACUCUUCGUCAAAAAGCAGAAGUUGACAAAAGUGAUAAAGCAGUAAAAGAUUUAGUAAUUCUGUUGUUUGAAACAGCUCUUCUUUCAUCAGGUUUUACAUUGGAUGAACCACAGGUUCAUGCGGCAAGAAUUUAUAGAAUGAUUAAGCUAGGACUUGGUAUUGAUGAAGAAGAAUCUGCACCAGAAGAGCAAACAAUUGAAGAAGUAUCUCCUGUGGAAGGAGAUACAGAAGAUACUUCACGAAUGGAAGAAGUAGAUUAAGAUUAAGAUCUAAAUGUGAUAUCAAUGUGUAAAUGAAAACAUUGUAAUCAUUAAAAGACUGUUGAAAUAGCCACGUUUUAUGUGGUAUUAUCUAAUUCCACUUUUUGUAUCAUACAGUUUUGUAUGAUACAAAAAGAAAUUUUUUGAUGCCAAAUACAUAAAUUACUUAUAAUAAAAUAAAAUUUAUUACGAUAUGUA